AUGGCUAGGCCCGGGGACCCCUCUGUCCGCCCUCUGGACACCUGUGCUGUAGCCUUCUCCAUUGAUGACAUGGACCACGAGCUCGACCGCCUCUCCAUGCAUGGCAUGGUGGCCUGGUUGGGGGGGGGGAACAGGCCGGUGGUGGAGCCAGAGGUCAUCAAGAGGGCCAUCUGCCACCAUUUUCCGGGGAGUUUCCCCUAUCGCAAUCUCGACAUCCACACAAGGCCGUGGCAGCUGGUCACACACGGCGACAUCUGCGACCUCAAGUACCGCGUUCGUCUGUGCCUGGAGGGCAUCCCACUUCACACCUGGAACGAGAACAUUGCCAAGAGGGCAAUCGCCAGAGCUUGCGACCUUGACUACGUCGAGAAGUCUUCGCUGGACCGAGAGGACACCAGGGCUCUCUCUGUCUGGGCAUGGACGCACAACCCGUCGGACAUCCCAAAGGUAACCUGGCUAACCUUGUCAUGUAGGAAAGCAGAGUUUCACAGUACACCAGCUGCUCGCGGCCGCCGGGGCCUCACCUUCAGGGUGCUGGUGCACCUUGACCUGGUGGAGGACCCACCGGGAAGGGAUGGACGUGCUGCUGCUCCCCGCGACUACACGUGGCAUUACGGUGUUGUUGAUGGGGAGAGGACGCUGUGUGACCGCCACGACCCUCCGCCUGCUGGCGUCCGCGGCAGCCGUCGUGACGACGACGACGACCGUCGUGGGCGCCGCGAACGUCAGGGCGACAACUGGGGUCCUUUGCUUGUUUUUAUGGCACAGCUAAAUUGCCAAAUUCUUAACUGGAACGUCAGGGGCAUGAAUGAUGGCGCCCGGCAAGACUCGGUGAGCGAGUUAGUGAGAAGCACUGGUGCCACCAUUGUAUGUCUACAAGAAAUAAAGAUGCAAGUUAUGGAUCAUAAUGUGGUGAGCCGCACAGCAGGAGCAAAAUUUGUUAACUCCUAUAUUGUGCUCCCGGCAGAACAGACUCGAGGAGGCAUUCUCCUUGCCGUGAAUGAAGACUUCUUCGACCUCUCCGACGUUGAACUUACCACGAACGCAAUAACCGCGCAAAUCACCAUGAGGGCGGAUGGAAUAAAGUGGCAAAUUACAGUUGUAUACGGCCCGCAAGGAGAUGCAGCCAAACUUCAAUUCCUCCAAGAAUUGAAGAAAAUUCCUCCGCCGGAACACAACAGAUGGCUCAUCCUGGGCGAUUUCAAUCUCAUCUACUAG
Miscanthus lutarioriparius is the source of this 1218-nucleotide messenger RNA. NCBI's taxonomy places the organism in Eukaryota, Viridiplantae, Streptophyta, Magnoliopsida, Poales, Poaceae. The record is from the annotation of a GenBank genome assembly.